GCCACAUAUCAAGUAUGUUGUGAGGGAAGUUGACAAGCCAUCCUAUCUAAAAACCUCCAAUCGAAAAACAGUAUCUUUCAGCAACACAUUUCCGACGAAUUGUCAAAAGUAUGUUCUUCGCACCAAGACUGCUGUUGGUGCUCUGUAGUGUCUACUUUGGAGAUUGUUCUAAGCUUGUAGUAAUUCUGAUGGACGGAUUCCGUUGGGAUUAUUUUGAUAACAUCGACAUGCCUGGAUUCGCUGACAUGGCUAAAGAUGGAGUGAAAGCAGAAUAUAUUGUACCUGACUAUCCAUCGAUAUCGUAUCCAAAUUAUUACUCUAUCAUGACAGGUUUGCAUUGCGAAUCCCACGGAAUGGUAGGGAAUUUCAUGUAUGAUUCAGUCAGAGACAAAAACUUCUUGAUUGGCCUGAAUCCAGACCAAAGUUUACCAUUUUGGUGGGACGAUGCAGAACCGUUAUGGGUGACUGCGGAAAAACAGGGGAAAAAAUCCUACAUGUUUUACUGGCCCGGAUGUGACGCCAGAAUACGAGGAGUUGUUCCAACAUACUGUGAAAAGUAUACUCGCGCUACACUUCUUCCAGACUUUGAAUACUCCCUUCAGCAGACUUUAGGACUGCUAGCAAAUAAUUCAGCCGACAUGAUAGGGAUAUACUUAGAAGUAUUGGAUUUAUAUGGACAUCGUUAUGGAGUAAACUCAGUCGAAUUAAACAAUAUGCUGGCUGACGUUGACAAGACUUUGCUUGAUUUCCGGAGAAAUUUGUCAUCCCUUGGCCUCAAUGAUGACGUAAACAUUGUGAUUUUCUCAGAUCAUGGAAUGGUGAAUAUUACAAAGAUCGUCAAUAUAACUGACAUCUUAAAUAUUUCCGAUAUCAAAAUCAUCUUUCAAGAAUCGUCUUUUUUAACAAUCUGGCCAGUGGUGGGACAGGUUGAUAAGGUCUAUAAGGAUUUAGUGAGUGCAGGCAAACCCAACAUUACAGUCUACAAAAAAGAGGCUCUUCCUGACCGUUAUCACAUACGAGGCCACCAACGAACGGCCCCCAUUGUUAUAGAACCAGACAAAGGUGUCGCAGUGGUCUCCCCUUGGAAGUGUAGUGAAUGCUCUGUUAUACCUACAGGAACCGCGGAUAAAGGUAUACAUGGAUACGAUAAUUUAAUUCCAGAAAUGAGGGCGAUUUUUCGGGCUACUGGACCAGCAUUCAAGAAGAACUAUACAAAUGCACACUUGGCCAAUAUUGAACUUUACCAAAUAAUGUGUAACGUUCUAGGAAUAAAGCCAAAUAAUCACAAUGGAACUUGGAAUAAUGUGGUGAAUAUGAUGACAAAACGUACAGCAUCAAGUGGGUUUUCCGCCCACCCCUUUUCAAUGUUAGUGCUUUUUAUAGUAAUUACAUGUAUUUACGGAGUAUAGAACUUUCUGUUACAGCAGCUUAUUGUUUGACCUUGUUUGACCUUCCAAUGUUACAUAUCCUUGUUGUUUCAUCUUUCAAUAAACUGUACGAGUAUAGAACUUUCUGUUAGAGUAGCUUAUUGCUAGACCUUCUAAUAAACUGCAAUCAUGUGA
This is a messenger RNA of Ostrea edulis (European flat oyster), 1562 nucleotides long. Its product is annotated as glycerophosphocholine cholinephosphodiesterase ENPP6-like. The transcript is spliced from 8 exons. The coding region runs from base 111 to 1409 and encodes 432 amino acids. The record is from RefSeq and is a predicted model, not a curated record. NCBI's taxonomy places the organism in Eukaryota, Metazoa, Mollusca, Bivalvia, Ostreida, Ostreidae.